Messenger RNA from Penaeus indicus, 1181 nucleotides. RefSeq lists its product as uncharacterized. NCBI's taxonomy places the organism in Eukaryota, Metazoa, Arthropoda, Malacostraca, Decapoda, Penaeidae. Bases 29 to 616 code for a protein of 195 amino acids. The record is from RefSeq and is a predicted model, not a curated record. The transcript has 6 exons.
AGGCGUGGAGCCUCGGGUAGAGUGCACCAUGUUGUGGGAACCAUCAGGAUGCUGCUGUUGCAGUCUCAGGACUGGGAGCCUGGUGUUGGCGACCAUAGUCAUUGUAACUGGGACCUUGGGCAUUAUCAAUGAGAUUAGUGUUUUUAUUGUUGGGGAUAUACCUGACACCCUGAGAGAAGUUUGUGAAAAAGAAGAAAACGAUAAUAUGGAUCCAGAUGAAUGCUAUGAUUUUUCUUACCCAAUAGUGUAUGGAAUAUUGAUAACCAAGCUUUUGUUGGACAUCAUGCAAGUCGUAAUUAGCAUCCUCCUGGUCCAUGGCAUCCUCAAGAAUAAGACAAGAUUCAUGAUACCCUUCAUGAUCACGGUACUGGUUGGUAUCAUCAUAUGGUUGCUGGCUGCUCUGUUUGCGAUUGGCUCAAUGGCCUAUUUUGGACUCUGGGCAGGCGUCUUCAUCUUUGCCAUUAUUUUCGGCCUGAUCAUUUUCCUUGAGACUUACUGUCUUCUGGUUGUCAGAGCCCUUUUCCUCCAGCUCAAACGCCAGAAGGGACAGCGCCACAUGAUCCUGACCGAGCAAGGCUAUAGCAGAGCCAAGACACAGGAGUGUGUAGAGUAUUAAUAAGCAAAAUACAGAGAUAAAACCUGUCUAGAACCUGUUUGGAAGGCAUAUAGCUGUAUAGAUGGGAUUGCAUAUUCAUGACCAAACUUCACUGUUAUUUGUAAAAACAGAAUAACAUGUGAGGGAAAAAGUGAAAUCUGUAGUCUAGAAAGUCUCUUUUUGAGAGCAGAAUUCGCUUUAUUUUAAGGAGAGCAAACAAAUGGAAUAUUGAUAUUUGGAUAAUCAAUUUAGUCAGACAAUUUCUUAACAAAUGUCUUGGACUGAGACAUAAUGGAGCAUGUUUAUGAUUUAUUCCAACAUUUUGCAUCAGUUGCAUGACUGAAUUGUGUUGAGUGGAAACUAGAAUAUAUCAAUAGAUUGAGAGUCACAGUUUUGUUUGCACUUUUUUUUUAUCAUGAUAGUACUUGUAUAUUUAAACAUAAGGCACAGUCAUUCCCAGCUCAUGAACCCCAGUGAACCUGAACCUAGGAAUCCUGGAACAACACAUGUUUCAGGAAUUUAUGGUUUAAAUUCACAAGUGUUCAUCAGCUGCACACAAAUUUUGGGAAAGUGCGAUAAAAAAGAA